CUCUCUUCCGGUCUCUAUCGUGUCAGCUUUGGGAGGGAGAUGACGAAGGGAACAUCGUCAUUUGGGAAGCGUCGCAACAAGACGCACACGCUGUGUCGUCGCUGUGGCUCCAAGGCUUACCACCUUCAGAAGUCCACCUGCGGGAAGUGUGGAUAUCCCUCCAAGCGCAAGAGAAAGUACAAUUGGAGCGCUAAGGCCAAGAGGCGCAACACCACUGGAACCGGUCGCAUGAGGCACCUCAAGGUUGUGUACCGCAGAUUCAGAAACGGAUUCCGGGAAGGAACAACCCCCAAGCCCAAAAGAGCAGCGGUGGCAGCCUCCGGCUCAUCCUAGAUACUUUGUUUAAAUAAAUGUGCUGUUGAAAAGAAA
Megalops cyprinoides (Indo-Pacific tarpon) is the source of this 369-nucleotide messenger RNA. Its product is annotated as 60S ribosomal protein L37-like. Gene Ontology annotation, biological process: translation. The record is from RefSeq and is a predicted model, not a curated record. Bases 40 to 333 code for a protein of 97 amino acids. Gene Ontology annotation, cellular component: ribosome; cytosolic large ribosomal subunit. The transcript has 4 exons. NCBI's taxonomy places the organism in Eukaryota, Metazoa, Chordata, Actinopteri, Elopiformes, Megalopidae. Gene Ontology annotation, molecular function: structural constituent of ribosome; RNA binding.